Molecule: messenger RNA, 1923 nt
Organism: Corylus avellana
Lineage: Eukaryota; Viridiplantae; Streptophyta; Magnoliopsida; Fagales; Betulaceae
Product: Integrase-type DNA-binding superfamily protein
Biological process (GO): regulation of DNA-templated transcription
Molecular function (GO): DNA-binding transcription factor activity; DNA binding
Source: RefSeq, a predicted model, not a curated record
GUUUUCCCCUCCACAGUCGCUCAAAAAAACAAUUCAAAGCAAACCAAAUCCCCAGACACUCAGAUAAACACACUCUCUUCCUCUGUUGCUGGAUUUCUGUUUUUCUCUCUCCUAGGGUUAGGGUUUGGAUUCAGCUAUGGCUUCGUCUUCCUCUGAUCCCGGUUUGAAAUCGGAAGUCGGUGGUGGUGGCGGCGGGGCAGAGGCGUCUGAGGCGGUGAUAGCGAACGAUCAGCUAUUGCUGUACAGAGGACUGAAGAAAGCAAAGAAGGAGAGAGGAUGUACUGCCAAGGAGCGCAUCAGCAAAAUGCCUCCCUGCGCCGCCGGAAAACGCAGCUCCAUUUACCGUGGAGUCACCAGGCAUAGAUGGACUGGUCGUUAUGAGGCUCACCUUUGGGACAAAAGUACCUGGAACCAGAAUCAGAAUAAGAAGGGAAAACAAGUUUACUUGGGAGCAUAUGAUGAUGAGGAGGCUGCAGCUAGAGCUUAUGAUCUUGCUGCCUUAAAAUAUUGGGGCCCUGGCACUCUCAUUAAUUUUCCUGUUACUGAUUAUACAAGGGAUCUUGAAGAGAUGCAGAAUGUCUCAAGAGAAGAAUACCUUGCAUCCCUGCGGAGAAAGAGCAGUGGUUUCUCAAGAGGAAUUUCUAAAUAUCGUGGGCUUUCCAGUCGAUGGGAGCCGUUUGGUGGUAUGGCUGGAUCUGACUACUUCAACAGUAUGCAUUAUAGUACAGGCGAUGAUCCAGCUGCAGAAAGUGAAUAUUUUGCCACUUUCUGCAGUGAAAGAAGGAUUGACUUGACAAGUUAUAUCAAGUGGUGGGGGGCCAAUAAAACUCGUCAAGGAUACACUGGGACAAAAUCAUCGGAAGAAACAAAGCAUGCCGGAGAUAUUGGUGUUGAACUGAAAACACUGGAAUGGGAAGUUCAGCCUACCGAACCAUACCAGAUGCCACGAUUGGGUGUGCCCAAUGAAGGAAGAAAGCAUAAAGGUUCUACCGUCUCUGCCUUGAGCAUCUUGUCACGGUCAGCUGCCUACAAGAGUUUGCAAGAGAAAGCAUCAAAAAAGCAAGAAAACGGCGUUGAUAAUGAUGAGAACGAAGACAAAAAUACCAUCAACAAGAUGGACUAUGGCAAGGCAGUUGAGAAAUCCACAAGUGAUGUUGGAACUGGGAGAGUUGGAGCUGCACUAGGAAUGAGUGGGGGAUUGUCUCUUCAGAGAAAUGUCUACCCAUUGACUCCUUUCUUAUCUGCACCGCUUAUGACCAGCUACAAUACUGUUGAUCCCUUAGUAGAUCCUAUUCUCUGGACGUCUCUUGUUCCUGUUCUUCCGACUGGACUUUCUCGCACAGCUGAGGUUACAAAGACUGAGACCAGUUCAACUUACACACUCUUUCAUGCGGAGGAAUAACAACACAUUUCCUUUUUAUCUAAAUUUUGGUGAGAGGCGGAAAUCGGCCUUGACUUCUUCUAUCUGGAAGGGUUUAUGCACUCUGUAGCAAACAUCAGCAAACAUCUCAGGAAGUGUAUGAAGAGCUCAGACUCAAGAGUAUGGAGAGCUUAGUUUAUUUAUCUUAAGAAUGAGGAUUUUUACUUGAUGGUUGCAGGCUUAUUUCUACAAUCAGAUCUAGGGAUAUAGAAAGGAAAUACAAAUAUGUCCUCGUGUUCAUAAUAACGUAGAAAUUGAAUAGGGAAAAUUUCAGUCUUUCUUGAAUAUUUUUGUACAGAAAUAAGAGGAGCUAGUUGUAACAUGCGCAAAUUAGUGUAUCUGCAGAUGCUGAUGUCUUAUUUUCUUGUUAGUAACAUCUCAAAUGCAUUUGGCUUAAUUUGUUUGCAAUUAUUCUGGCUUUACUGCCAUGUAGCAAACACUUGAGUAUGUAAGAUGAUGGAGCUUAAUUUCUGGUUAAUAAGUCAGAAAAUUAUUUUUGUAUU